Molecule: messenger RNA, 2907 nt
Organism: Daktulosphaira vitifoliae (grape phylloxera)
Lineage: Eukaryota; Metazoa; Arthropoda; Insecta; Hemiptera; Phylloxeridae
Exons: 16
Coding region: 353-2608 (751 amino acids)
Biological process (GO): homophilic cell-cell adhesion
Cellular component (GO): plasma membrane
Molecular function (GO): calcium ion binding
Source: RefSeq, a predicted model, not a curated record
UGUUUAAAAAUCGAUAGGCUUAAUGGUUUUUUUUAUCAUUCAUACUUAAAUACAAUAAACGUAUAAAAACAAUAUUGAGUUAUUUUUUUAAAUUAAUUGUACAAUUUAUUGCGAACAGAUAAGAAAGCGGCUGUUAUCUUGAGACUCGAACAACAGUAUGCGGUUAUUUUAACAUUUUUUCUUUAGUGCCACUCAAGAUUUAUAAUAAUACGUUUGCGUUCGCUGGUAUUUUUGUGUUUAAGUGUAUACAUGUAAUUAUAAGGCAAAGAUAAGAACAGUAAACAAUUCUUCGAUCUUCGUAAGGCAUUUUUAAUUUUUUUUUUAUUAUUCUGCAGUCAGCAAUAAGCGUUCCAUGCGAUCAGUUCGAAUUAUAACUAUGGUCGGCACAAGUCCGUUUUAUUUGUUUUGUACAGUUUUGAUUGUUUAUUUUAGUGAUUUUGUGAUUAGCAGUAAUGAAACCAAAACUAUAGAGCUUAAUAAACUAGAUCCAGAUAUUCAGUUUGAAAAAAUUUAUCAAUAUACAGUAAAACAAGAAUUGUUAAAAAAGGGAUACGAUUUACAAUUACCUAUAAAUUAUAAAUCAACAGAAAAUGAUACAUUACUAUUAGUACCAAUUGAAAAAUUUUGUAAUCCAAAUAAAGAAAUUAAUAUAUGUAACCAUUUUCAAGUAUUAAAUGAAAACGAGCCAAAUAAUGGAAUAAAAAUACAAAUUGUAGAUGACAUAAGAACAAAAAUGAAUAAUGACUCCACAAUUGCUUUUUUGUUAAAGUUAGUAAAUAAUCAAGACAUUAAAAUAAUAUAUGACGAAACUAUUAUCCUAAUCAAUAUUAUAGUAUCUCGUACAGAUAGUGGUUCAUCUGUGAGCGAAUAUCAGGGUACUUCCUUGAUUUUUGAAAAACCAUCAUACGUUAUUAAUGUUGCCUAUGGUCGCAAAGGAGUUGUCUAUAAAUUUACUGCAUGUUUCAGUAACGCAUCACAACAUUUGGAUAGAAAGUGUAAUGAUCAAGUCAACGUAACCUACACUUUUGCUCACAAUACCUCACAAUGCACAAACUAUCUAAAUUGUCUGUUAAAUCAUUUAUAUAUUGAUAAUAAAAGUGGAAAUUUAACAAUUAAUAGUGUUAUAAAUGAAGGAUUCUAUGAAUUUGUUAUAGAGGCAAAGUACAAUGGCGAAGAAGGUUAUAAAGCAGCCCAAACAACGGUUACACUAUUUGUUGAUAAUGUUGCCGUUUGUGAAAAAGACGACGUAAAUUUUCAAAUAGCUUAUAGAAAAAUCUACAUAGAUGAAAAUACAAUAAGUGUUGUUUAUAAAAAUACAAAUUUCAAUCAAAAUUGUACUUGGGAGUUAGCUAAAUGUCAUCCAGACGCAGUAAUGCGUAAUAUUGAAAUAAAUAACGGCGAAAUAAAAAUAAAAGAAGGACUAGAUCGCGAGUCAGCUAUAUUCUAUGACGAUCCAAACGUAUUCCUUAAGUUAAGCUGUCAAAACAAAUCUUAUGAAAAUGAUGCAAUACAGUUUCCACAGUGGUUUGAGUACAUGCCGUAUGAUCCACAUUCGACAGUUAUACAAAUAGUUAUAAACGAUGUCAACGAUAAUCCACCGACGUUUCCAGAAAAACACAUUGUCAUUGGUUAUCCUGUGGCCCAAGUCGCACUUGAUGUGUCGCCCGAACACCUUGUGCAGGUCAAGGCAACUGACAAUGAUUUUGGUGAAAACGCAAAUAUUACAUAUUCAUUGAAGAGCAAUGAUGGGGAUGAUUUUUUGAUUGAUCCAAUGACUGGUAUUAUAUACUGUAAUCAUUUGGUGGAUAGUGGUGACGUUGUAAAAGAAUUUACAGUGAUAGCAAAUAAUUCGGUAAAGGACCCAAACGGCGAAGAUAUGACAUGCGAGUUGUUAGUGACGGUAAAAUACCUCACUUACGAACACAUUAUAAAAGUUAAUACUAAGUUCAACGUGGAGGAAUACAUCGAAAUAUUGGAAAGACAGCUAUCAGAUAUAACAGGAUGGAAAAUAUCUUCACUGUCUAAUAAAAUAAUCAAUGGAGAAGUGGAUGGAGGUGGUGUCAAACUAGAGAGGACAAUGAUCGUGUAUGGAAUAGACAAUAAAUCCCUAGUCCACGGAUCGGACUUGGAAAAGAAACUGAAGGAUAACAAGAAGAUCUUGAAAAUUGUGACAUACUAUCAACAUACUACGAAUCCAGAAGAGUCAAAAGGCACUUCCGUUUUCUUCACUUUGAUGGUGUGCAUAGCUGUAUCAGCAGCUGCCUUGGGUGUCUUAUUCUAUGGAUUUAUCAAAAAUGGUCGAUAUAUGAUGUUUAUCUCGAGUUUGGCCACGACACCCCUAAAAGACGACAUGGAAAACAUGUGUCAGAGCAACUGGAUAACGACUUUUGACAGAACUAAUCUGUCACCUCAGCCAUCGUCAAGAAUAAAUUUGUCCAGAAAAAACGGUGAAUCAACCUCAAGGUCUAACAACCAAUAUUAUUCAGAUGUAGAUCAUGUUGAGAACAAACCCGCAUUUGAUGAUAAUUUGUUCAGCUUUGACAAAAUUGAAGAAGACAACAGAACCAGCAAUGACAACAAUUUUGCAGAUUUCAGUCAUAUGAAAUAGAAUAUAAUAUUUUAACAGAAUAAAAAAAAACACGACUUUAUAGACCUUAAGACUUAAUUAUAAUUACCACAUUGAUUUCUGUAUAUAUUUAAGUCAUUAUCAGUCCUUAAAUGUGUUAUCGAUUAAAAUUUGCAUCGAUGUAAUCUUUGUUUAAUUACUUCUUGUUUACUAUUCAAUCCGGACACUUUUAUUGUACUUUUUAAACUACUAUGUACAAUAUAUUCAUGUUACGCGUGUAUUGCUUAUAUGUAAUAGCUAUAUGUACUAUUUUAUUUUUUUAAUAAAGGUGUGGAAACAUU